CUUUCUUCCGCCUCCAUAACUUCGCCCAAUUCUCUCUCUAUUACGGCUAUCAAUCUGUUACUUCAAUUCUUCGCAUAGCAUGGAGACCAUCUAAGGCAUGCUACCGUAAAAGGCAUUGUGGCGCAGGAGCCUUACUUCUAUCGGCAAUAUUCAGGAGUCUUUGGAUCUUAAAAACCUGUCACGACUGAUCUUUCUUGCAACCAGGGCCGACAUGAUCGGCUGAGUAUUACGAUCUCGACAUAGCACAGGCACAGAUGUCAUUCAGACCACGAUCCCAGCUUCAGAUGUCUCGGCCUGAAAAGGAGACCGGUCUUCCAAUGCCACUGGGCUCACCGAAAUUGAAGCGGCAGAGAUUACCUUCUCGGCUGCUGUCACGAAAAACAACCCUUGUGUUGUCUCUUGUCAUCGUGUUACUCCUGGUGUUCCCAGUCAUUGGAAAGUUACGACACGGACUAUGCGGCACUUCAUCACUUUUCAUGGACAGCGGGUUCUGUCCUGCGAUCCUUGCAAACAUUUGGCACUUGUUCUAUCAUCUGGGUGGAAAUGGGCCUUGGAUACCUAGGGUCAGCGGAGUCGAAUACUCAAACGCGUCCCUGCCCAAACAUUGUUCGGUAGAUCAGGUUCACAUGCUAUCUCGACAUGCCGAACGGUAUCCUACCAAGAACGCCGGAGCCAGACACUUCGAUCUCUUGGACCGUCUGCAGAAGCCUGAUGUAGAACUAACAGGGGCUCUCUCUUUUUUGAAGUCCUGGGAAUACUUCACAGACCCCGAAGAUCCUGCAUUCGAGAAUCUGACAGCCACUGGUCCAUAUGCCGGAACUCAGCAAGCCUUCAAUACCGGCAAGAUGCUGCGAGAAUUAUAUGAUCAUCUUGUGCCUCGGGCCCGACGCACAAAGUUCUGGUCUUGCAGUUCCGGGCGGGAUAUCGAGACAGCCAUGAAUUUCGCAGAUGGGUUCUUUGGCUCAGACUGGCACUCGGACGGCUCCGCUGAACUUGUUGUUAUCCCUGAAGACGCCGACCGGGGCGCAGAUACUCUGACUCCAGGAGAUACAUGCUACAAAUAUCGCAGGGAUGGCUACGGUCAUGACUAUGGUUACGGGAAGCUCGAACUAUGGCAGAAGGUGUUCACGGAGCCUAUCAUCGACCGACUCUCCGCGCACGCACAAGGCGCGCGAAUCGACCAUCUGGACGUUUACAGCAUGAUGGAAAUGUGUGGAUUCGAGAUCCUAGCAAAAGGCUCGAGCCCCUGGUGUGCGGUCUUUACCCAAGAAGAAUGGCUGCAAUUCGAGUACGCGCGCGACCUCUUGCAUUUCUAUCGAGCUGGUCCCGGCAAUUCCUACGCCGGGGCAAUGGGAUGGCUUUGGCUGAACGCGACGCAAAACCUCAUGUCGAACCGGUCUUCCAAAGACGUCUACUUCAGCUUCGUUCACGACGGGGACAUCGUACCCGUAAUGGCAACGCUGCAGAUCCUGAACGAGCGAGUGAUGCUGCAGGAAUUGCCCACCACUCAUAUGAAGGCCGAUCGACGCUGGCGGACGAGCGACGUGGUACCAAUGGGAGGACGAUUGAUAUUUGAACGGAUUGCAUGUCAGACUGACCCUGAAAGUACUGGCGAACUGGAACAUUUUGUGCGACUCUUCGUCAACGAUGGACUGAUGAAGUUGCCUGGAUUACAUGCAACCAAGAAAAUUGAGCAUGGUGUUCGGUUGGAAGAUUUUCAGAAUUUUGUCUUGUCUCGAAAGGAGACGUUUGGGGACUUUCGUGAGGUCUGCGCUUUGCCCGAGAACAGCCCGGACAGAAUAACUUUUCUACAUCAAUAGACGCUUAGAGGGAAAUGAGAAUAUUAAGACAUGAUAAGA
Exophiala oligosperma is the source of this 1859-nucleotide messenger RNA. RefSeq lists its product as uncharacterized. Bases 255 to 1820 code for a protein of 521 amino acids. Gene Ontology annotation, cellular component: fungal-type cell wall. Gene Ontology annotation, molecular function: acid phosphatase activity. Lineage: Eukaryota; Fungi; Ascomycota; Eurotiomycetes; Chaetothyriales; Herpotrichiellaceae. The transcript has 3 exons. The record is from RefSeq and is a predicted model, not a curated record.